UUCUCUGGUUCUCGUCUUUUCUCCCAAUCGGCAGCAAUGGAGACGCCCUCGAUCCCUGCGGCGGCUGAGUUUGAUCCGGAGGCUGAGUUCAUAGCAUCAAAGCGUAAGACAGGAAACGAAUGGGAGCUUUACAAGGAGAAUGUGAAGCCUCUUAAGCGUGGCCGCAAAGUCGAAAUCCUCAACGAUGCCCUACAAUCGCAAACCAACAAUGCCGCGAGAAAAGAUCUUCUACAGACUCGAAGGCGGAUGAUCGACGCGAUUGAUGAGUAUAAGGGGGAGGAUCAUCUACAGCCGUGGAUCGACUGCAUUAAAUGGGUUCAAGAAUCAUUCCCAACGGGAGGAGACUGUUCGGGUUUGGUUGUGAUUUAUGAACAAUGUGUGCGCACGUUUUGGCAUGAUGAGCGCUACAAGGAUGACAAGCGUUAUCUUAAAGUUUGGCUAGAAUACGCAGAGAAUUGCAUGGAUGCUGAAGUGAUCUUCCAGUUUCUUCGGACUAACCAAAUUGGUCAAAGUUAUUCAGCAUUCUAUGUAGCAUAUGCCCUGCACAUGGAAUACAAGAAAAAAUUACAUACAGCCGAUGAAAUUUUUAAUCUUGGUAUUGCUAGGAAGGCAACACCGCUAGAGAAGUUAGAAGCUGAAUACAGAAAGUUUCUUGGACGGUCAAUGGCGAGGAAGAAGAAAGCAGAAGAUGCUUUGAUUGAUAAUCACUUACAAGCUCGAUCUUUUGGAACUAUUUUGGCUGACGGUGGAGCUGGUAGACUACCUGUAAAGAAUGCUGAAAUUGAAAAAAAAAGUAGGAAGCCACUCGAAAGGAUCGAUAACGGUAAAUCCAUAUUAAUCUAUUCUGAUGAAAGCACAGGAGCAAGUCUUUCCUCUGUGAAAUCAUCUGCAAAUGAUCCAUCUUGGCAAUCCCUUGGAAGCAGAUUCAGUCGAAACAAGGAAAAUAUUUCUCUUCCAACGAAAUGGACAUCUUAUAAGGUUCCACAGAAGAUUGGUGUUAGGACUGAAUCAGCAAAAUUAAGUACUCCUAUUGAGGUUUUUGUCGACAACGACUCUAAAUUUGAACCUUUGACGAAUGCUGAAGAUGAUACACCUGCUGCAUUACAACUCCGAAACGCAAAUAAAAUGAACCUUAAGAAGGAAACUGAGUUGUUGAAGGAGAACCCUUUGCGCUAUUUUCCUCUGUGUACUCUCAGAUAAAAUGGCUCAAAGUUUUCACCACUGGUGAAUUUUUGUAUUACCCUUUGUUGCUAUUUUUUUUUUCCAAUGGAGAAAAAGGAUUUAUGGGAUUAAGACUAGUUGUUGUUGUUGUUGUUUUACAAUCUUUCUUCGUGUUUUCGAGUGCCAAUGAAAUUAAUCCUUGAUCAA
Molecule: messenger RNA, 1368 nt
Organism: Phalaenopsis equestris
Lineage: Eukaryota; Viridiplantae; Streptophyta; Magnoliopsida; Asparagales; Orchidaceae
Product: mitotic spindle checkpoint protein BUBR1
Exons: 11
Coding region: 37-1200 (387 amino acids)
Biological process (GO): meiotic sister chromatid cohesion, centromeric; mitotic spindle assembly checkpoint signaling
Molecular function (GO): protein kinase activity
Source: RefSeq, a predicted model, not a curated record